AUGGUUCUCAAGUUAUAUGGUCCAUAUUAUUCAACCUGUGUUCAACGUGUAGUCGUCGCUACUCUCAAAGAAAAGAAUGUUGAUUUUGAGUUGAUCCCUCUCGAUUUGUUCAAAGGCGAACAUAAACAAACUGCGUUCCUUGAAAAGCAACCUUUUGGAGUUGUACCAGUUCUUGAAGAUGAUGACGGCUUUUUGGUUUAUGAAUCUCGUGCCAUUUGCAGAUAUUUGGAGGCCAAAUUUAAGGGCCACGACACUGAAUUGAUUCCAUGUGGCACCUGCACCGAAGGUUUAAAAAAGCAAGCUCUCUUCGAACAAGGUGCUAGCAUUGAGACCUCCUAUUUUGAUCCCCAAGCAAGUGGAUUGACUUUUGAAUUGGUCUUUUAA
Molecule: messenger RNA, 384 nt
Organism: Naegleria fowleri
Lineage: Eukaryota; Heterolobosea; Eutetramitea; Acrasida; Naegleriidae
Exons: 1
Coding region: 1-384 (127 amino acids)
Cellular component (GO): cytoplasm
Molecular function (GO): glutathione transferase activity; glutathione binding
Source: RefSeq, a predicted model, not a curated record